AUGCCCAGCUCAAGACUCGUAGAGAUUGACUCCCUCGAAGCCCUCGUCAUCAUCGACAAUGAGCUCGACCCCUUAUCACCCGUCGCACCGGACACCGUCCAGGUCUCGGGUCUGAUGGGCAGUCUCGCGACAGGCUCGCCCCACGAGCUCCAGGAUAGAGUGGAUGCGCAUAAAGAACUAAGGAUGGACGAUAUCUGCUGCUCGGCACAUGGGCUGUCGAUUCUUGUGACUGCUACCAAAGGCGCCGUGAAACAUUCGGUGCUCUUCGACGUAGGCCCGGAGGAGGACGCCUGGGAGAGAAAUGCGAGGCGGUUACAAGCUGAUCUCGCGUCGGUGGAGGUGAUCCAGUUAUCGCAUUGGCAUCGGGAUCACUCUGGCGGGCUUCUGCGGGCCAUUCGCAUGAUUAACGAAGCCAAGCGAGUCAAGGGUGUGGAGGCGCGUCUGUCUGUUGACCUUCACCCCUCUCGUCCAGAUUAUCGGGGGAUGACCAUCGGCCAGAAGAUCAUCUCGCUGCAGGCGGACCCGUCGUUCGAGGAGAUCGAGGCGGCUGGUGGAACAGUCGAUAAGCAUGACGAGAUGCAUACCAUUCUCGACGACUUCUUUCUGAUUUCUGGGGAGAUUCCCCGGCGAACGAGCUACGAGAAUGGCUUAAAGGGCGGGAUGCGGUUUAGCCGCGAGGACGACGACUGGUUCUCAGACGAACGUAUCGCCGACGAGCGGUUCCUCAUGUGUAAUUUGAAAGGUUGGUGUAUUGCACCUUCUCCGGUGUCCAGUCGCAUGCUGACGGCACUAGACAAAGGAAUUGUCAUGUUCACGGGCUGCAGCCACGCCGGGGUCGUCAACGCGGCCAUACACGCGGUUGAAUCUCUAGGCGGCACUGUACCCCUGCAUGCUGUGGUUGGGGGUUUUCAUCUGGCCACGAGCGAGGAGCAGCAGAUGGAGAGCACGGUGAAGGAUUUGAGGAAGCUGGACCCUGCCGUGCUCUUGCCGGGCCAUUGCACGGGCUGGCGGGCGAAGUUUGCCAUUGAGCGGCUUAUGCCUGGGACGCUGGUGCCGUGCACGGUAGGCAUCAAGAUCGCAUUCUGA
Aspergillus clavatus NRRL 1 is the source of this 1086-nucleotide messenger RNA. Its product is annotated as MBL fold metallo-hydrolase. Gene Ontology annotation, molecular function: transferase activity. NCBI's taxonomy places the organism in Eukaryota, Fungi, Ascomycota, Eurotiomycetes, Eurotiales, Aspergillaceae. The coding region runs from base 1 to 1086 and encodes 361 amino acids. The transcript is spliced from 3 exons. The record is from RefSeq and is a predicted model, not a curated record.